Gadus macrocephalus (Pacific cod) is the source of this 1433-nucleotide messenger RNA. It is a transcript of the gene tmprss13a, whose product is annotated as transmembrane serine protease 13a. Gene Ontology annotation, biological process: proteolysis. Bases 140 to 1381 code for a protein of 413 amino acids. Gene Ontology annotation, molecular function: protein binding; serine-type endopeptidase activity. Gene Ontology annotation, cellular component: membrane. The record is from RefSeq and is a predicted model, not a curated record. The transcript is spliced from 11 exons. Lineage: Eukaryota; Metazoa; Chordata; Actinopteri; Gadiformes; Gadidae.
AGAGGAGAGGAGAGGGCGUGGAUCACCCUGGAGCACUCGACAGCGCUGGCCAAUGACGAGGUCUUGGUGAAGGUGCUAAACGAACAGCCCCUCCCACCAGCUCUCACCUGCACUCCCUCCCGGCCUCUGCCUCAGUCCGAUGGCUAAACAGGAUUUGAACGACCUCCCUCCUCCUUACUACUCUGUGGUGUUGCACACACAGCCUCCCCUCCAGCCUUAUGAGACAGUAUUGCAUGGGGGGGUUCCCGGUGCCCACCCCCCCCCCCCCCAGCAGAUACACUACAUCCCCCAGUACGCCCCCCCGGUGGCAGCCCCCAUCGUCACCCAGCCCGCCCCCCCCAGGAAGACGUCUUGCUGUGGGGGUGUGAGCCGGGCCCUGGGGGGCUCCGGGGGGACUGUUCUGCUGCUCCUCCUCCUGGCUCUCUCCAUCUGGCUGGGAGUGCGGUAUGGGACCCGGGGCCACUCCUCCUCCUCUUCCUCGCUGUACGGCUAUGAGGACGGUGAGGCGGCGCCCUUCAGCUCGAUGAGGCAGGACACCUGCCCCAACAGCACGGUGCUGUGUGACGGAGAGGUGGACUGCAACCUGGGCACGGACGAGAUGGACUGCGUACGGUUUGCUGACGGGGACCGUCUGCAGGUCCGCACCGCCCAGGAUGGCCGCUUCCUGCCCGUGUGCCACGCGGGCUGGGACCGGGCCCACGCCGACCACACCUGCGCUCUGCUGGGCUUCAGAAGGUCUUUUAGCAGCAAGGCAGUCAGCCUGCAGCCGUCCGAUGCCCUAACUUUGAAUGGCACAUCAUCUCAGACUAUUCAGGGUCAGGUGAAUGUCAGCGCCUCGUGUCCGGACAAGGCUGCUGUCUCCCUCCAGUGUGUCGAGUGCGGUCUGCAGCGCUCCAGCUCCAGGAUCAUCGGGGGCACUGCGGCCCGCGAGGGCCAGUGGCCGUGGCAGGUGUCCCUCCACUUCCGGGGAAAGCACACCUGCGGAGGCGUCCUGAUCGCCCCGGACUUUGUGCUGACGGCAGCCCACUGCUUCCCCAGCUCCCUGUCCGCCUCACGGGUCACCAGUAACUGGCGUGUGUAUGCCGGGGUUCUGUCCCAGAAGGCUCUGCCCCGGCCCUACCAGGUGGACAAGAUCCUCCUCAACGAGAACUACAACAACCAGACCAACGACCAGGACAUCGCCCUACUGCGGCUCAGCCUGCAGGUGGACUUCAGCGCUGAUAAGGUCACCCCGGCCUGCCUGCCCGGGUUCGACCAGCAGUUUGAGGACGGGCUGCAGUGCUGGACGACUGGCUUCGGCACCACUGAGGAAGGGGCUGGGCUGAGCUCUACACCAAGACCUCUGAAGAAUCACCCCUACUGGCUGCUGCAUGGACCCUGAAACCAGGACCUCACUCCUCCCCUGCCUCACUCCCCCCCUACCUCACUCCCCC